Messenger RNA from Porites lobata, 1937 nucleotides. The record is from the annotation of a GenBank genome assembly. Lineage: Eukaryota; Metazoa; Cnidaria; Anthozoa; Scleractinia; Poritidae.
AUGAUUGACUUAAUGGUAAAUGAUGCUUGUUGGAUAUCAAAGGUUCAACCUUUUUUAAAACUGAUUUGGUUUCAUGUAUUCCUGCUGAUCGAAAACCACAUCGUCGAAAACCACGAGGAAAUUGUCAUUGACAUCGGACGGCAAGGAUUCACUGAGGUGACUGGUGCGUUGCAUCAGUUUUUCAAUGGGAACGAUUUUUCAAGGUAUGUCUGCGUUGUUUUUGGCGUGAACGAAAGUACCCCUCCUCAACGGGCUGUCGCAAUACAGCUGGCUACUUUCGUCUACUAUGGAUUUCUGGGACACUUGAAUUGUAUUGUGAGAGAGGAAGCAACCAGUGAGCCUGUUAUCUUUGAUGUCGGAGAAAUGACGGAGGUGGGGCGCUCAAAGGUACGUCACGUUGGUGGUUGGGCGGUGAGGAAAGUCUUAUCUCAGGCACGGAAGUACGUCCAAAGAAAUGUACACACAAAUUCCAGUUCCACUUUGGCCAUUGUUGAAAGUCAGCAAAGAGCUUGUGAACUAUUGGAGGAGAACAUUAUUCAACCCUUCGAUCAACUAGAGGAAAGUUCCAAGUUUCCCGAAUCCUUACAAGUUACAGAAGAGAGUCAGUAUCGUCAACGGGGCCUACUUCACAUCUCUGAUGACGCGUAUGUCUUCUUUCUAAGUCUUGAACAGAGAAGGGUGGACUUGCUUAACUUUCAAGUUCUGAAGAAAGCGCGUGAAGAUAUGGUGGAAGCAGCCCUUGAUAGCCUUUCCAGCGAAGAAACGUUAAAGGAGAGAUGGAGAAAGUGUUUUCCAGAGGAGGAUGCAAACAAGAGCAAGGUAAUGAACAUAGCAAGAUAACGGCCUAUAAUACGCAUAUACCGUAGUCAAAUUGCAAAAGGCGCUUCCUCUGUGUUGUAGGUCAAUUUUAUCCCAGGCUUAAUUUUAAUUUUCCAUUGUCUUUUUUCUAUGUUAAUAUAUGAUAAUGAAUAUAAAACAAAGGAAAAUCAAAAUUGAACCAAGGACAAAACUGAACUACAGCAUUAGCGUGAGAAAUAUUUACAGUUAACAGCAAUAGUUAAUUUGUGCCAGCGGCCGCUGCCUUUAGUUACUUGCGUGUGACCUCCCCUACAUUGUCCAUGACGAGUGGCACAUAAGCGAUGGCGGGGGUGUCAAACAAAAAUGGUGGCCAGCGUAGCGUUACAUUCAUUGUAUUCUCUCUUUACACAGGAACUGAUUGAAAAACUAUUUCAUGGUAUAUUGAUGUACUACAUCAACAUGGGUGCUGCCCAAUUUCUUCGGGAUUACAGGAGAGCAUCUUUGGUCAAGAAGAGCGCGGAAUUGCGGAAAAGAGUGUUACAAAGGAACAAAAAGACCAAAGAGAAGACGGAUUGUGUACCAUACAAGGUAAAAAAAAGCGUUUUAAUGCACUAGAAAUAUGCCUGAAAGUUUACAACAAUGCUGAAUUAGUUAGAAUUGAUAAAUGUCAUACUUGACUUACAAGGUAACAUUAAUAAAUCUUAUAUAAAUUUUCUACAUGGUUAUAAUAAUAAAAUUGUAAUAGUCUGAAAAAAAAGGCACUCGUUCUCUGUUUGUUUUAAACUAUUAUCGCAUUUUCAUUUGACUUUUAACAGGAAAUUCUGAAAGACAGAAGUCAAAACAAGACGGUUUCACAUAGUCGUCUGGUUGCCUUCAUUCAUCAGCAUCAAGGCAGUGGCCCACUGAGUAGGGUAUAUCUCAAAUCUGAAUUGACAGCACUGUGUCAAGCAUAUGGUCUCAGAGUGUCUUCAAGAUCAUUAAAGCCAGCUCUAGCAGAAGAACUACUAGGUGCUAUUUCUCAGAACAACUGCAUUCCAAACACAGACCUUGUGGACGACAGACAAUUCAGGAUUGUAGAGAACUCAGCUGACGUAGAUGGUCACAUCAGGAUACGGUUGUCAAGAGGUAUUUCUAAUAAU